CCCAGCCCCAUUUAACUUCGCGGCGCCGCGGGCGGGAGGCCGGCGUCGGGGAAGGUCCCGGGCCCAGAUUCUGCACGAGGUGUUGACGGCGCCGCUUCUGCCAGCCUCGCCCCAGCGCGCGCCGAGCCGCACGGCCCCGCGGCUGCGCGUCCGAGAAGCUUCCGCGACGCAAGGCUUUAGGUGAGACCCCCAGGAGACCGGACCCCAUGGCUUCCCUGAAGAGCCCCUGGUGGUUGCUGACGUGGAUGCUCUUCUCGCACUCUCAGCUCCUGCAGACCACAGCAGAGAAGUCUCCUGGAGCCUACUUCCUUCCCGAGUUCGCGCUCUCUCCUCAGGGAAGUUUUCUGGAGGACACAACAGGGGAGCAGUUCCUCACUUAUCGCUAUGAUGACCAGACCUCAAGAAAUACUCGUUCAGAAGAAGAAAAAGAUGGCAACUGGGAUGCGUGGGGCGACUGGAGUGACUGCUCCCGGACCUGCGGGGGAGGCGCGUCAUACUCUCUGCGGAGAUGCCUGACAGGGAGGAAUUGUGAAGGGCAGAAUAUUCGCUAUAAGACAUGCAGCAAUCAUGACUGCCCUCCGGACGCGGAAGACUUUAGAGCCCAGCAGUGUUCAGCCUACAAUGAUGUUCAGUAUCAAGGACGUUAUUAUGAGUGGCUUCCACGGUAUAAUGAUCCUGCUGCCCCGUGUGCGCUCAAGUGUCACGCACGGGGACAAAACCUGGUGGUGGAGCUUGCACCUAAGGUACUGGAUGGAACUCGUUGCAACGCCGACUCCCUGGACAUGUGUAUCAGCGGCAUCUGCCAGGCGGUGGGCUGCGACCGGCGGCUGGGCAGCGACGCCCGCGAGGACAACUGCGGAGUCUGCGCCGGCGACGGCGCCACCUGCAGGCUGGUGCGGGGACAGGCGAAGUCACACGUGUCUCCUGAAAAAAGAGAAGAAAAUGUAAUUGCUGUUCCUUUGGGAAGUCGAAGUGUGAGAAUUACAGUGAAAGGACCUGCCCACCUCUUUAUUGAAUCUAAGACCCUUCAAGGAAGCAAAGGAGAGCACAGCUUUAGCAGCCCUGGAGUCUUUGUUGUAGAGAACACAACAGUUGAGUUCCAGAGGGGCUCAGAGAGGCAAACCUUUAAGAUUGCAGGACCUCUGAUGGCUGAUUUCAUCUUCAAGACCAGGUACACUGUGGCCAAAGACAGUGUGGUUCAGUUCUUCUUUUACCAGCCCAUCAGUCAUCAGUGGAGACAGACCGACUUCUUUCCCUGCACUGUGACAUGUGGAGGAGGUUAUCAGCUCAAUUCCGCGGAAUGUGUGGACAUCCGCUUGAAGAGGGUCGUUCCUGACCAUUAUUGCCACUACUACCCUGAAAAUGUGAAACCAAAACCAAAACUGAAGGAAUGCAGCAUGGACCCCUGCCCCUCAAGUGAUGGAUUUAAAGAGAUUAUGCCCUAUGACCACUUCCAGCCUCUUCCUCGCUGGGAACAUAAUCCUUGGACUGCAUGUUCCGUGUCCUGUGGAGGAGGGAUUCAGAGACGGAGCUUCGUGUGUGUAGAGGAGUCCAUGCAUGGAGAGAUACUGCAGGUGGAAGAAUGGAAGUGCAUGUAUGCGCCCAAACCCAAGGUUAUGCAAACUUGCAACCUGUUCGAUUGCCCCAAGUGGAUCGCCAUGGAGUGGUCUCAGUGCACAGUGACUUGUGGCCGAGGGUUGCGUUACCGGGUGGUUCUGUGUAUCAACCACCGUGGACAGCACGUUGGAGGCUGCAACCCACAGCUGAAGUUGCAUAUCAAGGAGGAAUGUGUCAUUCCCAUCCCGUGUUAUAAACCAAAAGAAAAAAGUCCAGUGGAAGCUAAAUUACCUUGGCUGAAACAAGCACAAGAGCUAGAAGAGACCAGAAUAGCAACAGAAGAACCAACGUUCAUUCCAGAACCCUGGUCAGCCUGCAGCGCCACAUGUGGGCCAGGUGUUCAGGUGCGAGAGGUGAAGUGCCGUGUGCUCCUCAUGUUCACGCAGACCGAGACUGAACUGCCCGAGGAGGAGUGUGAAGGCCCCAAGCCGCCCACGGAACGGCCCUGCCUCCUCGAAGCGUGUGAUGACAGUCCAGCCUCCCAAGAGCGAGAUGUCCCUCUCCAUGAGGACAGCGAGAUGACUUACGACUGGGAGUAUGCCGGCUUCACCCCUUGCACGGCAACAUGUUUGGGAGGCCAUCAAGAAGCCAUUGCAGUGUGCUUACACAUUCAGACCCAGCAGACGGUCAAUGACAGCUUAUGCGAUAUGGUCCACCGUCCUCCAGCAAUGAGCCAGGCCUGUAACACAGAACCCUGCCCCCCCAGGUGGCACAUGGGCUCUUGGGGACCCUGCUCAGCUACCUGUGGUGUUGGAAUCCAGACCCGAGACGUGUACUGCCUAUACCCGGGGGAGUCCCCCGCCCGCCCUGAGGAGUGCAGAGACGAAAAGCCGCAUGCCUUACAAGCGUGCAAUCAGUUUGACUGCCCUCCUGGCUGGCACAUUGAAGAAUGGCAGCAGUGUUCCAGGACAUGUGGCGGAGGAACUCAGAACCGAAGAGUCACCUGUCGGCAGCUGCUCACAGAUGGCAGCUUUUUGAAUCUAUCGGACGAGUUGUGCCAAGGACGCAAGGCGUCGACUCACAAGUCCUGCUCCAGGACAGACUGUCCUCCACACUGGGCUGCGGGAGACUGGUCGAAGUGCUCCGUCAGCUGCGGUGCCGGGGUCGAGAGGAGGAAGCAGGUGUGUCAGAGGCUGACGGCCAAAGGCCGGCGCGUUCCCCUCAGCGAGACGAUGUGCAGGGACCUGCCGGGGCUCCCUCUCGUAAGAUCUUGCCAGAUGCCUGCAUGCAGUAAAGUGAAACCGGAGAUGAAGACAAAACUUGGUGAGCAGGGUCCUCAGAUCCUCGGCGUGCAGAGAGUCUACAUUCAGACCAGGGAAGAGAAGCGCAUUAACCUGACCGUCGGCAGCAGGGCCUAUUUGCUGCCCAACACGUCUGUGAUUAUUAAGUGCCCGGUGCGACGAUUCCAGAAAUCUCUGAUCCAAUGGGAGAAGGACGGCCGCUGCCUGCAGAACUCCAAACGGCUGGGCAUCACCAAGUCUGGCUCACUGAAAAUCCACAGUCUUGCGGCCCGCGACAUCGGCGUGUACCGGUGCAUCGCCGGCUCCGCGCAGGACACAGCUGUGCUCAAGCUCAUCGGUACUGACAACCGGCUCAUCGCACACCCAGCCCUCCGAGAGCGCACGAGGGAACAUCCUGGGACGGACCACAACGAAGCCAGUAGUUUGGGAGUCACGGGGCAUAAAAUGCGGCAAACGUGGAGUAACGAAAACGAGCUGUACCUGGGUGACGGCCAAAUUAACAACCAGCCUUUCCUGAGAGCUCUGUUCGGCCACUGCAGCAGUGCUGCAGGAAGCUCCGACUCCUGGGAGUUUAAGAAUAAGCAGUUUGAAGCGGCAGUUAAACAGGGGGCGUACAGCAUGGAUAUGGCCCAGUUUGAUGAACUGAUAAGAAACAUGAGUCAGCUCGUGGAAACCGGGGAGGUGAGCGAUGACCUGGCGUCCCAGGUGAUCUAUCAGCUGGCGGCUGAGUCAGCGAAGGCGCCGCCCACGCACAGGCAGUGGAGGGGUAUCCAGGAAGAACCGCCUCCCGUUCAGCAAAGGGGGGAGGCAGGAACUGCACCCCAAAGUUCAGAUGCGAAAACCUCAGGCAAGCUGACAUUCAAGCCAAAGGGGCCCGUUCUCGUCAGGCAAAGCCAGCUCCCCUCCAUUUCAUUUAAUAAAACAAUAAAUUCAAGGAUUGGAAAUAUAGUGUACAUUACAAAAAGGACAGAGGUCAUCAACAUAUUGUGUGAGCUUAUGACCCCCGGCGAGGCCACAUACACAUGGACCAAGGACGGAACAUCAUUGCAGCCUUCGGUAAAAAUAAUUUUGGAUGGAGCUGAGAAGAUGCAGAUACGGAAUCCCACAAGGAAAGAACAAGGAAUAUAUGAAUGUUCCGUAGCUAAUCAUCUCGGUUCAGAUGUGGAGAGUUCUUCUGUGCUGUAUGCAGAGGCACCUGUCAUCUUGUCUAUUGAAAGAAAUAUCACCAAGCCGCAGCACAACCAUGUAUCUGUCGUGGUUGGAGGCAUCGUGGAGGCAGCCCUUCAAGCAAAUGUGACAAUCCAAUGCCCUGUAAAAGGUGUCCCUCAGCCUAAUGUAACUUGGUUGAAGAGAGGAGGAUCUCUGAGUGACAGUGUUUCCUUGCUUCUCAAUGGAUCCCUGUUGUUGCAGAACAUUUCCCUUGAAAAUGAAGGAACCUACAUCUGCACAGCCACCAAUGCUCUUGGAAAGGCAAUGGCAACAUCUGUUCUCCACUUGCUGGAACAAAGAUGGCCAGAGAGUAAAGCUGUAUUUCUCAAGGGACAUAAAAAGCGUGUUCUCAAGGCAUCCAGCACUGGGACCAAUAGCAGUGACCCCACAGGAGAAGCCCUGCCUCGAGAGCCUUUUUGGGAGCCUGGUAACUGGUCACAUUGUUCUGCCACCUGUGGCCACUUGGGAGCCCGAGUUCAGAGACCCCAGUGUGUGAUGGCCAACGGGCAGGAAGUGAGUGAGACCCUCUGCGAUCACCUCCAGAAGCCACUGGCUGGGUUUCAGCCCUGUAACAUCCGGGACUGCCCUGCAAGGUGGUUCACAGGUCUGUGGUCAGAGUGCUCUGUGUCUUGUGGUGAAGGAUUCCACAGUCGGCAAGUGACAUGCAAGAGGACAAAAGCCAAUGGGACUGUGCAGGUGGCGUCUCCAAAAGCAUGUGCCCCGAGAGACAGGCCUCUGGGAAGAAAACCAUGUUCCAUUCAUCCAUGUGUGCAACGGGAACCAGGGAGCCAGUGUCCUGGACGUUGCAUGGGUCAUGCUGUGAGGACGCAGCAGCGUCAUGCAGCUUGUGGACACCACAACAGCUCUGACUCCAACUGUGAUGACGGAAAGAGGCCCAGCUUAAGGAGGAACUGCACGUCAGGGGCCUGUGACGUGUGCUGGCGCGCAGGCCCGUGGAGGCCCUGUACGGCAGCCUGCGGCAGGGGCUUCCAGUCUCGGAAGGUGGACUGUGUGCACACAAGGAGCUGCAAACCCGUGGCCGAGAGACGCUGUGCGCAGAAACGGAAACCAGCUUCCUGGCGGCACUGCCUCGGGCCUUCCUGUGAUAGAGAUUGCACAGACACAACUCACUACUGUGUGUUCGUGAAGCAUCUUAACUUGUGCUCUCUACACCUCUACAAACAAAGGUGCUGCCAGGCGUGUCAAGAAGGAUAA
Propithecus coquereli (Coquerel's sifaka) is the source of this 5282-nucleotide messenger RNA. It is a transcript of the gene ADAMTSL3, whose product is annotated as ADAMTS-like 3. Gene Ontology annotation, biological process: extracellular matrix organization. The record is from RefSeq and is a predicted model, not a curated record. Gene Ontology annotation, molecular function: metalloendopeptidase activity. Bases 207 to 5282 code for a protein of 1691 amino acids. The transcript has 30 exons. Lineage: Eukaryota; Metazoa; Chordata; Mammalia; Primates; Indriidae. Gene Ontology annotation, cellular component: extracellular matrix.